Darwinula stevensoni is the source of this 5717-nucleotide messenger RNA. The record is from the annotation of a GenBank genome assembly. Lineage: Eukaryota; Metazoa; Arthropoda; Ostracoda; Podocopida; Darwinulidae.
AUGUUCUGGCUCGACAGCCUCAACAUUGUUCUCGACAGGGCGUGGCGCCAUCGGGCCCUGUGGAAGGAGUUGGCCGGCUACGAAUCCGACUCGACCCUCGUGUUCCGCCGCAAGGAGGAUCUCUCCUCGUCCCAGGAGGUGGAACCGGGGCAGCAGAAGCUAUGGUACCGGGAGGUCCAGCGCGGCGGGGAAGUCCCGCUCACCGGGCUGCGUAAACCCGCGCCCGAGAAACCUGCAGAGGAAGAAGCGAUGUGGGGUGGGAACACGCGCGUGCAUAGACACAUCCAAACCUGGAAUCCCCCCCUGCGUCGAUCCCGCUCCGCCCCGUCUUACCCCCCGCUCUUCUCUCAGCUGAAGAGAACCUCGCCUUCCCGGGCCUUCAGUUCCCUUUCCCGGACCCCCGUGUCCCUGUCCUCGCUUAGAUCCCCGUCGUUCGAGGCCGAAGAGCAGGCCAGGGCCGAACGCGUCGAACGCGAAUACCGCGAACAGGUGCAGAAAAUGAAGGACGAUCUGGAGAACGCGGGACGGGAACCCGAACCGGAAAAUCUCGUCCGCGUCUCGAGCAAAGCCAUGUUUUCGUCGGCCGUCCAGGCGGGUCUCCAGCCCGACGACGUCGAUUCGGAAUCCAAGAGCCUCGAAGUCGAGGCCCGAUACUCCCCAAGAGGAGUGGAGAUGUACCCAAAUGUGAAACAGGCCGCAUCGAAGCCCGGCGCCGCAAAGAAAGACCGCCAGCGCAAAGACAACCCCGACGCGAAACGAAGAGCCCCCGUGAGGGAAACGAAAACGAGGAGAACGGUCGUGGAGUUGAAGGCGGAAGGACCUCGGAAAAGAGCCCGCUCCAGCUCGGCUUCCCGGUGUCCGGCCUGCAACCCCGACCUCGUGGGUGGCCCUCGGGGACCCUGCACCGAGAAACACCAUCUGUCGAGGAAGAAACGCCCCGUCGCGACCAAGAAGACCGAGGACAAGCCUCCACCGCGAUCCCGCGGGAUCAAGACGACCAAGUUCACGGCCAGCAUCAAGUCCGGAAGCGACGCGAAUCCUCCGGUCCCCCCACCGAGGAUGCAACGCCCGACGUCUCCGCGUCUUCUCCGUCGCGGAGCCUCGUCUCCCAAGAUUCUCCCCGACGGGAAGAUUCCCCCCGGACUCCAACCCCAAGAACAGACGAGCAGCGACCCCCCCCAAGAACAGACGAACAGCGACCCCCCCCCGAGAACAGACGAGCAUCGACCCACCCCGAUCAACAAGUCAGAGCCGAGCCUGACCGCGUACCUCACCGAACGACGACCCGUCUCGGACUCCAAGUUCCGCGACCGCGAUCCCCGCCCGUCCCGACGGAUCAUCGAUUCCCUGAAGAGCACCACGUUGCCCCGAACCGGUUCCUCGAUCGCCAACCGAGUCCUCUGCUUCGAAGAGUCCUACACCCCCAUACCCAAAUCCACGCUCUUGGUCCAUGCAGCCAAAGAUCAGAUCGCCCGGAAGGAAGAACGGGAACGGAGACGGUCUCGAGACAGUUCCCCUUCGGUGGAUUCUCAGGAAUACCAGCGAUACAUACUCGAACUCUUCCAUUCCACGCCCAAAUCCGACCGGUUUCUCAAGCUGAAGAAAUUCUACGCCAACUUGGAGAAGAUCGCUCGAAUCGAGAAGACCUGCAGCACUGCCGACCUCAUCCAGCUUUCGAGAGAGAACAUGAUCGACUUCGAAACGUGGAAACGCUUCCGAACCGUGGAACGGGCUCAGGACGAAUUGAAAGCACUUUACAAAGAACUGGACGAGGCACAGACUCAGAGGGAAUUCCAGUACAAGGCCAAAGACCAGAAGUCCCUGCGGUGGCACGGAGACGUCAGCCUCAGGCUGCGAGACUCCUCGAUGGAAGACCUCAAGGAGAAAUUCGCCACGAUGGAAUUCCGGCGAGCCACCGUGAAGAGGAGACACAGUCACUUGGACACUUACAAGCCGUUGCUUCGCAGCAACUCCGUGCUGGACCUGACCCACAAGUACGACAGCCUCGAGCGCAUGGCCAAACUCGAGAGCUACUGCGAGUACAGGCGCUUCUCCAACGAACAGCUGUACUACGAUUCCUGGCCGGCCUCGAUGAUCACCGUGAGCGCGAUGCGAGACGCUGAAAUUUCGGACUUGAGAGUCCGAGCCGCCUCCGAGCCCCAUCCGAUGUCCCAGAAGGAGUCGAACGUCUUGAGCAAGUCUUCCUCCAUCUCCUCCCCGAGGCACCUGGGGGACAAGGCCGCGACUCUCCCGGCGCCGACGAAGAAGCGCGACGAUCCGGCGUGCAAGGAGGCGAUUUCCGAGAGGGAAAAGCGGAACCUGUCGCGGAAACUCAGCGAAGAACUUCAGGAGAAAUUCCAGAAACGAGCCCAGAGACACUCGGAUCCCAGACCGGGAAUGCUGGAGACUCCGAGGACGAUGACGUCCUUCGCGUCGUCGGACGGUUCCGAUCAGAGUUUCCUCAGCCAGGACAAGUCCAACUUCGUGCUGGUCCUGAAGCCACCCGGAGACGGGAAGGAACCGAAUCUGUCCGACAUCGAGAGGAGCGUGGACAAAGUCAUCAACGGAGACCACAGCGAGAGUUCUUCGUCCGUGACUUCCGUGAGCACGGUCAUCAACCGAGACGUCUUCUCCAAGGUUCGCUACUACGAACGGAAGGCCUUCAAGGCCAGAAAGAACGCCGUCCCCAAGGUCAUCGGCCCCACCCACGGCGACGUUCGACGGCUGCGACAUUCCAUCGAGAUGAUCGCGGAGCGAGAGGCGGCCAGGACCCAGGACAUCUACGGCACCCUCCCCCGUGGCACCGGGGGAAGGAGUCCGGAGGGAAAGAAGCACGGGCAUUCCAAGUCCCUGGCGAGUCUCAACGAUCUCGACCGCGACAGCCCGCCGGCGAACGGUUCCGCCGACCGCCACACGCCUCCGGAGCUCCUGCCGAACUACGUGCCCGAACGAACCGUGUCCACCCUGGACCUCUCGGGCGAAGCGGCGGAAUACCCCGCCCCCUUCGCAAAAAUGCACGAGAAGGUGAAUCCGAUCGGCGACUCCAGCGUGUUCGACGGCGAGAGCGGGGGCCAUUCCCUGCCUCCCCUCGACGCGGAGUCCACCAAGUACUGGCGGACGUACCUGACCAAGGUGAAGGCCGGAGACGUCCGACGCCUCAAGGAGAAAUUGGAGUCUCGGAACGUCAUCUAUCCUUCGCCCGUGGAUUACCGGAGUCCGAGACACAGUCCGUCCUCGUCUCCCCAUCGCGAAAAAGCCGACGUUCACAGUCGAACCGGGCCCAUCGUGAUCCGCCGACACGAAACGGCCGACGUCGAUCGCCUCAAGUGGAAGUACGAGCACGAAGGCCGCGCUCGCGUGAGGUCGACGUGUAACCGGACGACGACUCUGAAUCGGUACGAUCGACCUUUCGUCCCGCGUACGAAGAUCAUCAGCAAGAUCGUGGCGCUCCAACGUAGCAAGUCCAAGAGCCCGCCCAGAGACGGAACCUGGGAACAAUAUCGGAAACGCAUCUUGGAGAAUCGCGUCCUGCGAGGCGGGCUUCGAGGCGGCAAGGUCGGCCAACUCCGAAGCAAGUUCGAAGCGUUUUAUCUCGCUCAGAACAAGGACAUCUCCCUGCUCGGGCACAUGUACACGUCCACCCCUGACCUCUGCGAACUCCGCGAGAUCCCGCAGUCCAUACGCCUCACGCGACCGUUCCGCGAAGACAUGUACCGAGCCGUACCGGCCCAGGUCACGGACCGCGAACCGAGCAACCGCCGCAACCCGGUCCAGAACGUCGUCGGCCCCCAAACUUACUCGACGUUCGACCCGGCCAAGCAUCGGCCCGUGAGCCGAUACGUUCCCAUCGAAUCCUAUUCCCCCCCGCUGAAGACCUCCACCCCCGUCCCCAUGUACCACACUCUCCCUCGUGCUAACACGACGCCGGUCCCCACGUACCGCACCGUUCCCAGGGCUAACUCGACCCCCGUCCCCACCUACCACACCGUUCCCCGGGCUAACUCGACCCCCGUCCCCAUGUACAACACCGUUCCCCGGGCUAACACAGGACGACGUCUCCCCUCUCCCGUCCAUCGUGAGCCCUUGAUCGGUCCCAUCCCCACCCCCAAGUCCCAAUCGUUCGGUAGCUUGCCUAGCGACUGCCGCCCGUUCGACAGAGCAGCCUCGCCGCACAAGUACAACGAAGGGCAGGUGAACAUCCACUACAGGACCCCGGUGCGUGCGCUGGAGAAGGAGUUCAUCCCCGAGGAUGAAUUGCGACGACGGCAGGCGUCCCAGAUGCGACGACUCUACGAGGAAGAGCGACACAGGAAGUUCCUGCAGGAGCUGCAGGACCAGGAGAUGCGACGACAUCAGGACUUCCUCUCGCCAACGCAGAAAACGCAGUUGAUCCCCCUGGACCGCUACGACAACCUGUUCGACGAUUCCCGGCCUCGUUCCCGGGACAGGGAUCGCCUCACCCCGGACUCGAAGACGAUCGGCAGAGCCCUUCACGACUUCAUCGCUCAGAGUUCCAGGUACGACGUCUGGGAGCUGAGCAUCCGGAAAGGAGACUUGGUGUACAUCCGACGCCAGGUGGACCCGAACUGGUACGAGGGAGAGCACAACGCCAUGCACGGCAUCUUCCCCGUCUCGUACGUCGAGCUCAUCCCCUACGACGAGGCGACGAGCGGGACGACUGCGAAGCGGGUCGCCGAGGGACAGGCCCGGGCGAGGUACCACUUCCAGGCUCACACGCCCUUGGAGCUUCCCCUCAUCAAAGGCGAGCUGGUGGCACUGACGCGGCGAGUGGACGCCAACUGGUGGGAGGGGAGGAUCGGGAGCAAGCGGGGGAUCUUCCCCGACUCGUACGUGGAGAUCCUCGUUCCCCCGGGCGUCGAGCGUCAUGGGACCUCGGUGACGAAGCCUGUGGCAUCACCGGCAGCCCACAGCCUCAUCAUGAACGGGAGUGUGGCCACACCGGCACCCGCGCCGCCCCCGAGCCAGAGGCCCAACGAUUACACCUACGCCCCGGCAGGACCUCGGCAGUCGGGUUACACCGGUUCCCCAUCGCGACAGUUGGGUUAUUCGACCGGUUCGGCUUACCGCACGGAUUCCGGGCCCGGAUCGACGUCUCCGAGCCGACAGCCGGGCGGCUACAUGCCUCGAUCGACGUCCCCGAUCCGACAACCGGGCGGUUACGUGCCGCGACCGACGUCCCCGACGCGACAACCGAGCGGCUACAUGCCACGACCGACGUCACCGACGCGACAACCGAGCGGUUAUGUGCCUCGCUCAGUGUCUCCACCCAGACAUUCGGGUCACGUUCCUCGCCCCGCGUCCCCAUCUCGAUACCACGGGAACGCACCGCGUUCGCGCACCACGACGUCCCGUACGUACGCCUACGCCCGAUCGUACGGACAGGAGCCCGGUCGACCCACGAUGCACGUCGAGGUCAACUCCGAGCCCGUCCCGUACCGUGCGCUCUACGACUACUUGCCGGUGAACGAAGACGAAUUGGAGCUCCGGGAAGGGGACGUGGUGUACGUGCUGGAGAAAUGCGAUGACGGAUGGUACGUCGGGACGUCUCAGCGCACGGGCCUCUUCGGCACCUUCCCCGGCAACUACGUACAAAGGCUCUGACUAAAGUAACGGCGACUCGAUCCACAUCCAGUGGAGCCCCCCCAGUGGAGCCCCCCCAAUGGAGCCCCCCCAAUGGAGCCCCCCCCCCGAGUCCC